This is a messenger RNA of Nematolebias whitei (Rio pearlfish), 362 nucleotides long. RefSeq names its product ATP synthase subunit ATP5MPL, mitochondrial-like. Lineage: Eukaryota; Metazoa; Chordata; Actinopteri; Cyprinodontiformes; Rivulidae. Gene Ontology annotation, cellular component: mitochondrion. The coding region runs from base 103 to 258 and encodes 51 amino acids. The transcript is spliced from 4 exons. The record is from RefSeq and is a predicted model, not a curated record.
GAAGCAGCAGCAGCAGCAGCAGCAGAAGAAGAAGAAGCGCUUCCACGACUUUGACGCUCACCAGCAGCUUGACCUUCCAACUGCAGGGCGACAAACCAAAAUAUGGCGGGACAAGCAUUUUCAAAUUGGUGGAAAAUAGCGAGACCCUACGUUAAGGCAUAUCGAGAAGUAUGGAUUGGAUUUGGCAUUGUGUCGGUCGUCGUCUACAAAAUUAAAUAUGGGGGCAAGAAGGCUGUGGCGGACAAGCCCGCACACUGAGCGUCCCACCAUGAUGACCACCUCUUCCCCUGCCACGUAAAGGCCUGAAGACCAACUUCUCAUUUGGUUUUUGUUAAUAUUAAAUAAAAUGAUCCGUAACAUUU